AGGCUCCUCUGUGAUUGGUCAAUCCGCCAUCUCCGUGCGCCUGUUGCACCUGUCGCGCGACCUGAAGAAAGUUUAGCAGCCGUUGAGAAGUUCAGCACGGUGGACUGAUCCAUUGUUCCGUCCCGGAGGGGGAGGCAGGGAGCUCGAAUGUGGAACAUUCAGGAAGGAAAGCGCAAGCUGUCAGACGGAUCUCCACCUUCCUGAGGAGAGGAAUGGACUGCUCCAGGAACUCUAUCCUCCUCGAGACGCUCAAAGAAAACUUUCCAACUUUUCACCGAUGUUGCCCGGAAAAGUGGCAACCGACAACUCACAGCUGAUUACAGCUACGGGGAGAUAAUUUGGGCUAGUUGGCUACUAAUGGAAAAUAAAAUGGCGACGGAGGUGAAAUUAAACGGGAAUGAACUUUUGGAAGUUGACAUAUGCGACGGCGGCAUGUGCUCCGAGGACGAGAGCGGCGUUUUUGUCAACACUGUCGCCUCCUUCCAGGAUGAUUUCUCCGGCUUCCAGCAGUGGAGGAUCCCCGCCGCUGAGUCACCUAAUGACACAUCAUCACCUCCGGGACAGCAGGUCCUCAGCGAGCACGGAGCUCCGCCUGCCGCCGGAGAGAGCGACUCUCACCCGCAGGGAGACGGAUUUAAAGCUGCGAGGACUUCCAUAGUGGACUGUCUGUUGGUGGAGCUUUAUGAGACGUACAGUGGAGGCAGCGCGAGGAAUAUGGACAGCUGGGACAGCUCCACCGAGGCGUCCGGAUCUGAUGCUUUUCUGGGGCGCAGUUACUCCGGGUCCAGCUUCCUCCAGGAGCUCCAGGAGAAGCACACAAGGAGGCAUCAGAUGAACUACCUGGCCCAGAAAGCCCCGGAGGAGCUGCGUUCAAUCAUCCAGGAGGUCAAAUAUCGUUCAGGCCUGCAGUCGGCCAAGCUGAUUCGCCAGCUGAGGAGACGGGACCGACUUUGCCACAAACUGCAGAAGAACUACGACAUCAUAACAGCUUGCCUUCAGGCUGUCUCACAAAAACGACGAGUUGACACACGGCUGAAGUUUACCAUUGAACCAUCACUGGGAAAGAAUGGAUUCCAGCAGUGGUACGAUGCCCUUAAAGCAGUGGCUAGGCUCCCUACUGGAAUUCCAAAGGAAUGGAGGAAGAGGGUUUGGCUGACACUAGCAGACCAGUACCUCCACAGUAUUUCUAUUGACUGGGAGAAGACGCUUCGUUUUGCCUUUAACGAGCGUAGCAACCCAGACGAUGACUCCCUCGGCAUCCAAAUCGUCAAGGACCUACAUAGGACCGGCUGCAGUUCUUACUGUGGCCAGGAGGGGGAGCAGGACAGGGUGGUGCUGAAGAGGGUGCUGCUCGCAUAUGCCCGCUGGAAUAAAACUGUGGGUUACUGCCAAGGAUUCAACGUACUGGCUGCACUCAUACUGGAAGUUACAGAGGGCAAUGAGAGUGAUGCACUUAAGGUGAUGAUCUAUCUGAUUGACAAAGUGCUGCCCGAUAGUUAUUUUGCCAACAACCUGCGAGCAUUGUCAGUGGACAUGGCGGUGUUCAGAGACCUGCUACGUCUAAAGCUGCCGAGACUGUCUCAGCAUCUCCACCACCUUCAGAAAGUUGCCAACCGAGAAGCUGGAGGCAGCUACGAGCCUCCGCUGACCAACGUGUUCACUAUGCAGUGGUUCCUCACUAUGUUCGCCACCUGCCUGCCGGCGCCCACCGUGCUGAAGAUCUGGGACUCUGUUUUCUUCGAGGGUUCAGAGGUGCUGUUUCGGGUCGCCCUCGCCAUCUGGGAGAGACUGGGAGAGAGGAUUGAAUACUGUCAGACAGCAGAUGAGUUUUACAGCACGAUGGGGUGUCUCACUCAGGAGAUGCUGGAGUGCAACCUCAUUGAUCCUACCGAACUCAUGCAGGAGGUUUACUCCAUAGCGGUGUUUCCUUUCCCUCAACUGGCUGAACUGAGAGAGAAAUACACCUACAACAUCACUCCGUUCCCUACCUCAGUCAAAUCCAAUGGAAGUGGUGGUCUGGGAAGCUGGGAGAGCGAUGACGAUGCUGACAUGGAUGAUGAAGACUCUAUGGUGACGGCACUCGGUUGCCUGGGUCCCCUGGGUGGCCUACUGGCCCCCGAGCUGCAGAGAUACCAGAAACAUCUUAAAGACCAGCGAGCAGAGCAAGGAAACAUCGCAGAGCUGAGCCCAGGAGCGGUGGGAGCUGGGGGGGCAGGAGGAGGAGGUGCCAAGGCAGAGCAUCAAGCAGCAAUCAACAGCAUGAUGAUGGAGAGAAUGAGCACCGACAUCUACGCCCUGAAGAAGCAAUACACACGAAUCAAAAGGCGGCAGCAGCAACAGGCUAUGCAAAUCUACAUUCGCACAGGACCUGGACCUGAAGUGGCCACAAGUGCAGGAGUUCCUCAGGAGCAGCCCAACAAACACAACAACAGUAUCGACCACCAUACUGACGACAAGUGCCCCGCCACCCGUGUCCUGGCCUCCCAACUCAACCCUUCUAGCUCAGUAAUCAACCACCUCCUUCUGGGUAAUAAACCACGCAGAGGAGGCUCCAGACUCACAUCCACUAGCACAUCUACACUACCAGGCUGCCGACCUACUUCUCUUUCCCAGAGUCAGGGCUCCCCAGCCAGGCAGCGCUGUAGCUCGCUGAUUUCCAACAGUACUGGAUCUCCAGGGAGCUCUGCAGGAGGUGCGGGGUCUCCCUGGCGAGCUCAUGUCCGGGUACAUCGAAGGAAUAUAGCCAGGGCGCGAGCACAGCUGGGCUUUGGAGAUUCAGAGGAAAGGGAAGAUGGAGUGGAGGAAAAAGAAGGGGGAUCAGGAUUGGAGGGUGAAGAGGAGAGGAAGGUUGAGGAAAAUGAGAUGGAUGAUGAGGAGCAGAAUGAGGGAAGUGUCUCCUCCAUGUAUCCGUCUCCUGAUCCCUUGGGAACAGGGUCAGUAUGUGAAGAGGUGCCACAGGUUGCAGAUGAGAUGAAAGAAGCAGAAGUUGCAGAUGUUGUGGUGCAACUGGACUCCCUGGAUCUAGAGGACAAAUCUAAUCUGACCUCCCCCAAUAACGCAAACCCAGAUACACAACCCACACUACCAGAGUCUAAACCUGUACCCCAAGUCCCUCUUCUCCCUCCUCCGCCGUCCUCAAACAGACAUAAAGAGUCUGAUUCCUCAGGUUCAGAAAGAAACACUGCCUCUGACAGACACUUUCCCUCCAUCGCAUUACCUCCAUCUCACCACUCUUUUAAGAUCCCUUCCUCACCCUCCACCCUGAGUCCGUCCCCGUCUCCAGUCCCUACAUCAGCUUCUCUCGGUCCCUCAUGCUUUUCCUCUCCUAAACCACCCUCCACCCCAACAGCACCCCUUCCAUCAGCUCCUUCAGUUAAUGGCCUAUCCUCUCUCACUCUUCCCGCAUCCUCUACCUUUUACAAAACUUCCUCCCCCUCCACUCCCUCACUUUCAUCAAUCUCCUCAUCAUCCAGAUCUAAUAUGUCCUCCUCGCCGUCAACCCCAGCACUCUCGUCCACCGGCACCUUCACUCCUAAACAGCAGGUCUUUUCCCCGUUCCCGAGCGUGAAGCAGCCUAGGAAAUCAGCAGCAGCGAGAAAUCUUGGUCUCUAUGGUCCUACAUCCAGAACACCGACAGUUCACUUCCCUCAGCUCAGCCGUAACCUUAACCGCAGUAGUGGUGCCGGCACCACCGGGAGGCGAUGAAAACCUCUCCUCCUCCUGAACUGAUGUUAGAAACACACAGUUACAUAAUAUAAAAAUCAUUCUAUAACGAUACCGUGUUGCCUCCUGCUUAUCAAGAAAAUAACCCAUAUCUCCUUUGAAGUAGAUUGAAAGUGUGAAGUUCAGAUGUGUUCAGAAAUUUGGUGAUUAUUGAUGUUGAAAUGUGAAGACUGUGGUUGACCUGACCUCACAGGCCAUUACAGACAGACAUUUAAGAAGGAAGUUUUGUUUAGUGUUUCAACCGCACUGAAACAGCUAAGGUAAAGCUAACACAGGACUAUAGGACCAUCACGAUAUCAAACCCUUUGCAGUGGCCUAUGCAGGUCCUUCUUGAACAUAUUGGAUACAUGAUAGAAAAUGAUAAGAUAUCAGGUGUGAACUAUGUGAACUAUCUUUCUGAACAGUUACAUUGCAUUUGUACUGGACAUCUGCGUUUCUUCAACAGUGGUUUGUGAACCCCGUACUGCUGACAAAUGCUUCUAUCUGGACUCAUAUGGACCAUAUUUGAUGAACUACCUUUUUUUCCUAUGAAGUUACACAAUAGCCAUCCAGUUAUUUCUAUGCCAAGUAUUUAAAAAAAAAACUUACCCAAGAAACAAGCGAUACCUAAGAACUGCUGUAAGUAAAGAAUUAUAAAAACUUGUGUGCCCAAAAAACAUCCCAGUCUUAAAACUUUUGAAGUCCUGAUUAACUUACAUUUUUUGUUCUGUGUAACUGUGAAAUCAUUAUAUGCGUGUACUCUCUGUCUUUAACCUGACUGUUGAACUGUUGAGGAAUGUAAUAUUUGGUCAAUAAUGAAUUGAGUGAGAAUGGGAAUGCUACUCUUUAAACCAGCUUGGCCCAGUUUUGUUUUGACCAUUGGGGUGUGAAUACUGUGUAAAUGAAAUGAGGCAAAUAUAAAGGAAUUUACCAUAUCAAAUCAUAUUCACAUGAAAUAAACCUGCACAGCACUUAAAAAGAGACCUCCUAGUUGAUUCCCAGUAAAUUGCGAAUAGUCCAACCACAAUGUAAGCAUUCUUACUUGGGAACUUACCACAAAGCUUCUGCUUCUCACUGGUAUUUUAAAUGCAGUCCAUUAUGGUCUGUUAUGGAGAACAAAAAAUGUAGCAGCUGCAGCACAACAUCAGCUUGUCUAAAGGACAAGCCAAAAUUUAACAGACAGCGCCAGCUUUUAACAGUUAUUGCUGUUUUGAACAUUCCCAGAUUGCACAAGUCACUACUUAGCAGGGGUGACAGAUGUUCAGCUGGCAUAUUUUUUAACCUGUUUUUUUAAGUCGCUAAAUUUAUGUUUCAACCAAACAAAGAUUGUAGCUGGAAGUGACAAAUUGUUGCUUGCAUUACCCUAAUUGGUAAAAAAUUAAUAUGAUUAAUAUAGUAACACUCUAUAUAAUUAUCUCUGCAAUGAAUUAAAAAUGUCUUGUUAAAUAUACAUUUUAAAAUAUGCAAUAUAUAUGUUUUUCCCCCCUGCAUUUGCUUAAAGGGAAGUAAAGAAGUCCGCGCUGUGUGUCACUUCCGGCUGCCAUCUUUGUUUAGGUUAAGAAAUCCCAGCAUCUUGUUAAAAAACUGCAACGGGCGAUAUCCCUCCUGUUAAUCGCAGAAGAGUGUUUUAGGAAUGUGAAAAUGUCUUCAAAACGGCGCUCCUGUACCUUGCCAAAGCUGCCUUUCCCGAGCAUCUUGUGCAGGAUGAAGUCAUCAAUGGUGAAUCUGGGUUGGUGAUCCCUCCUGGGAACAGCGUACAGAGGCUCUUCUUCUGUCAGCGCCUCAGUGAUCGACCUGCUGAUGUCAGCUGGUCCGUCCCAUGAAACACCCUGUAUCUCUGCAGGAAGAGGCAGGUGUAGCUGUGGCUGGUACACCCGUUAUUAACCCAGACGGAGCUCGGACUACUCCCGGCUGGCCAACACCGACUGGACCUUCUCGACCAAUAAUGUCAGUUUCUUUGGUGCUUCUGGCCUAAAGGCAAAAGUGUUUGGCUGCACAGCAUGUGUGUGUGCUGACUGGCCCUGUCGGGACAGUGGGAAGAGGAUUAAAGAGGUUAAGUCACAUGUUUACACCUCAGCCAGCUCCAUUCGCUGAACAAGCUCCAAAAAGCUUGUAAGUGGAUCUGUAAGCCUUCAUUAUUUUGUUACAUAUACUGUUCCCAAAGAUAAAGAAUGGUCUUUGUCCUCAAAUACCAAUUCUUUUCACAUUAAAUCAUUGUAUGUUAUAGCUAAUAGCUAUAUAUUUAAGAGGACAUGAUGAGUACAUAAUAAAUCGAACACUAUAACUCCC
Molecule: messenger RNA, 5991 nt
Organism: Micropterus salmoides (largemouth bass)
Lineage: Eukaryota; Metazoa; Chordata; Actinopteri; Centrarchiformes; Centrarchidae
Gene: tbc1d30
Product: TBC1 domain family, member 30
Exons: 18
Coding region: 358-3705 (1115 amino acids)
Cellular component (GO): endoplasmic reticulum
Source: RefSeq, a predicted model, not a curated record